CGUCCCCAACAAUCGCGGCUUCCAACCCGUCGCCGCCCUCCCGCACGCUUGCGCCCUCCGCGAGCGUCGCGCGGCCCUGCAUUUCGUUCCGGCUUUUGUUAGGUGACUCCUUUCCAUUCAGUGGUUAUGGUGCCGCCUGUGCACCAGGAGCCUAGUAUCAUGCCAAUCAAUACAAUGGCGGAGAAGGAGUUCGAAGAAAAGGAAGUGUUAUGCACGCACAAAAAGCCCAAAGCUACAGGGUGUGUUGCCCAACCGCAGCAGGAAAUCAAACUCGCCAUUGAGAGUGAGGAUAAAGGACAUGAUGAUCCUUCACUAAAAGAGUCUGCUUGUGUGGUGCUGAGCAAUGGUGACGCAAAUGGUUGCAGUGAGGGGCAUGUUCUUGGCGGUGCAAAUAAAGAAGCAGCAGCAAGGUCGAGAUUGUCUCAAAUCUGUAGUGCAAUUGGCUGGAAGUGUCCAACAUAUGAGUUCGAAGAACAUGGACGUGGCCACACAAAACUGUUCACAUGCAAGGCGACUGUCCACGUGGAGACAUUCACAGACACUGUUGUGGAGUGCGUCAGUGAACCCAAACCCCAGAUGAGAGCUGCACAGGAACAAGGUGCUCAAGGUGUGUUAUGGACCCUCAAGUGCCUUGGUCAUGUGAAAUAGCUCUAGACGUGCCCCAUCAGGCGCGGCGCGGUGUCUGUCUGCCCUCUUGUUGGCAUCUGCUGAUCCAUCAUAAGAGCGGUUUCUGCCCUUUCUUGAAUCCAUGGCUGAACUUGUAGUGAUCACGUUGCCAGCUGAUGCUUAUGCAUGACUGAACUUGUUGAUCUGUCCGUCGUGUUUUAAUUUUAUUUCUUAAGUUCUCUAUAGGAUCCUAGUCCAGUUGUAUUGCCAGUCGUCUGUAGGAACUCUCGGUAUUACUUUGUGUUAAGUUCUUCUUAAGUGAGGGCUCUAGCAGUUAUCUUCUCUUUAAGAAGAUCACAUCAGGAGUAGCGGCUAUGUUCAUGUUAUCAUGCAAGAGCACCCUGAAGCCGAUCCGUGGUACAUCUGGGAAGAUCCGGACCCGAGGAAUGGUCUCCGAUGUCUCUCGACCAGGUGUGCCCGCGUCGAGAAUCUGCCCGGUGAUGAGCAGCGACUACAGAUGCUCCAGCAGAAGCCCACAUGCUACAGCUUCUUUGACGACGUUACCAAGUGAGUGUUCUGAAACCUGGAUGAGUCAUCUUUGCAUCCUGAAUAUUCAAGGUUUUUUUAAGAUUCAGUUCGUUUGGUCGGGUGAA
Molecule: messenger RNA, 1259 nt
Organism: Hordeum vulgare subsp. vulgare (domesticated barley)
Lineage: Eukaryota; Viridiplantae; Streptophyta; Magnoliopsida; Poales; Poaceae
Product: endoribonuclease Dicer homolog 4-like
Exons: 5
Coding region: 127-648 (173 amino acids)
Source: RefSeq, a predicted model, not a curated record